Messenger RNA from Leptidea sinapis, 982 nucleotides. It is a transcript of the gene RpL7A, whose product is annotated as 60S ribosomal protein L7a. Gene Ontology annotation, biological process: ribosome biogenesis. Bases 154 to 960 code for a protein of 268 amino acids. The record is from RefSeq and is a predicted model, not a curated record. The transcript has 7 exons. Lineage: Eukaryota; Metazoa; Arthropoda; Insecta; Lepidoptera; Pieridae. Gene Ontology annotation, cellular component: ribonucleoprotein complex.
CACUCACUUGACUUUGAUUGACGUUUGAAGUUUCGGAAUACCGAAUCUGCCAUAGUCUUUUUAUUUCGGCCAUUAUUGCCGAUAGGUCGUGGUUUCGUUUAGGUUACGAAUCAGUUCGUAACCUGUUCAUCACGUAAUAUAAGUUUAUAAAAGAUGGUGCAGAAGAAGCCUAAGAAGAAGGUCGGAAAGAAGGUAGCGGCCGCUCCAUUGGUCGUCAAGAAAGUUGAACAAAAAAAGAUUGUUAACCCUCUCUUUGAGAAGAGGCCAAAGAACUUUGCUAUAGGUCAGGAUAUUCAACCAACCCGUGACCUGUCCCGGUUUGUUAAAUGGCCAAAGUACAUCCGUAUUCAGAGACAAAAGGCAGUGCUCCAACGUCGUCUCAAGGUGCCCCCACCAAUCAACCAGUUCACCCAGACACUUGACAAAACCACAGCAAAGGGGCUUUUCAAAAUUUUGGAGAAGUACAGGCCAGAGACUGAAGCAGUACGAAAAGAACGUUUGAGAAAGGCUGCUGAAGCCAAGGUCGCCAAAAAAGAUGAGCCUCCAGCGAAGAGGCCCAAUACAAUCCGCUCUGGAACCAACACAGUUACCAAGUUGGUUGAGAAGAAGAAGGCACAGCUUGUGGUGAUUGCUCAUGAUGUCGACCCUAUUGAGUUAGUCCUGUUCCUGCCGGCUUUGUGCAGAAAGAUGGGUGUCCCAUACUGUAUUGUUAAGGGAAAGUCAAGACUCGGAGCCCUAGUGCACAGAAAGACUUGCACAUGCAUAGCUCUAACAAAUGUGGAGUCUGGAGACCGCGCCGCAUUCUCUAAGGUGGUUGAAGCCAUCAGGACGAACUUCAACGAGCGAUAUGAAGAGCUACGUAAGCACUGGGGAGGUGGACUGCUUGGCAACAAGUCUAAUGCACGCAUUGCCAAACUUGAGAAGGCUAAAGCUAGAGAACUGGCACAGAAACAGGGCUAAGCCAAUAAAACCUAUGUUAUAA